AUGGGGGAGCGUGGCAAGUUAAUGCUAUACAUGGCAUUAGAUAAAAAUACAGGAGGCGAUACCUGGAGAAUAGUUGAACUUGGAGGAGAAUGUAGCGGGUCAACAGCAAGCUGUUCUGGUAAUAGAGGGAAUGACCAUGAUAGUUUGCUGAACCAUGAACUCAUCGAUCCAAUACCGAGCUGUUCUUUUAACACUAGAAGCAAUGAUCCAAUAACGAGCGAAAUCAAUGAUAAAACCGACGUAAAUCCAUCAUCCUCUAAUUUGAACCACCAUACCAAUGAUGAUAGUUCAGGUAGUAGCUCUUCAUCAACAAUUUUAGAAGAUGUUACAACUGGUGACUCCAAUUAUAGUCCAUCAAAAAGUGACGCUGAAUCAUCAACACCAUCUGAAUCGCAAGUUCCCUCAUCAUCCGAACCGCAAGUUCUCUCAUCAUCCCUUCCUAACGAUACAUUAAUUCAAGACAAAGAAGAUGCCACGGAAAUAAAUAAGGAUAAAAAAUCAAGAAAACGUAAAGCUGAUAAAUCAACGGAAGAAAAAUUUGGCGAAAAAGUUAAAAGAUCAAGGAAAAGCAUACAAAAGUCUACAACUAAUAAACCAAUGAAUGAAAGAACUAUGGGAGCCCCUUGCAACGAUACAUGUAGGCUUAAAUGCUACUUAAAUAUACCAAAUGAAACAAGAAAACAGAUUUUUCAAGAAUACUGGGGCUUUGGUGAUCCUAAUAAACAGCGCGACUUUAUAUCCUCCUGUUUGGUUGCAAUGAAACCCAGAUAUCAGUAA
Psylliodes chrysocephalus is the source of this 777-nucleotide messenger RNA. Lineage: Eukaryota; Metazoa; Arthropoda; Insecta; Coleoptera; Chrysomelidae. The record is from the annotation of a GenBank genome assembly.